AUGUCGUCACACCAGCCCACGGGUGUCUUUCAGACUCUCGAGAUCGUCUCAAAUGAGCACAUCAUCAUACGAGACAAGCUAUAUGGCGAGCACAACAUCACAGAGCCUGUGCUUAUACAUCUCCUUCAAAGCCCCGAGCUGUCGCGUCUCAAAGGCAUUUGUCAACAUGGAGUGAUGACAUUUCUCGGCUAUGGUCCCAAGGUUACCCGCUUUGAACACUCAGUCGGUGCAUUACUACUCGUUCGCAAGGUUGGAGCCAGCGUCGAAGAGCAGGUUGCUGCUCUUCUGCAUGAUAUCAGUCACACCAGCCUCAGCCACGUCGUCGAUGACGCGCUAGCCAAACCUGGAGAAGGCAGCUAUCAUGAAGUCCAUAAGUCUCGGUACUUGGAAAAUACCCAGCUGCCUCAGAUGCUCAUUCAACAUGGACUCGAAGACUUGAAGGCGCUCGAGGAGGAACUGUUUCCUCUCGUCGAAAGACCAGCGCCCCAACUUUGUGCCGAUCGACUCGACUAUGCACUCCGCGACGCACUAGCUUUCGAAAAGUUGGGCCUUGAAGAAGUUCAAAGUGUCUUUAGGUCCCUUAAAGCCUUUCCCUCUGCUUCGUCUCCUGAGCGUCUCCUUGUUCUCGAGGAUGCACAACUUGCGCUGGUCUUGUCCCGAGCAUACAUAGCAACAGAUCGAGAUGUCUGGUCGCACAGAUCACAGGCAGAUCUCUCGAAAAGAACUGGGCAGGUAAUCGGUGACUUGGUCAAUUCCGGGCGAGUGAAAGAAGAGGCCCUCUGGAAUUCAUCUGAUGAGGAAUUUUGGGCGCUGCUUCGCCGGCAGGCAACUCCGGAAAUUCUACAUGAAAUGAACCGACUCGAGACUGAGGGUCUUCCGGAUGAGAAUAAGCUGCUUCUCCCCUAUGGUACGAAGAUUCGCACUAUAGAUCCGGAUAUUUGGCAGGCUACGCAGGAAGGAGUCCGACCUUUGUCGACAGUUCUCCCUGAAUGGGGUAUUGAGCGCCAGCAGUAUAUUCUCAGUCGGGAUCUGACGCGAGAGAAGUACCCAAAUUAG
Molecule: messenger RNA, 1056 nt
Organism: Penicillium argentinense
Lineage: Eukaryota; Fungi; Ascomycota; Eurotiomycetes; Eurotiales; Aspergillaceae
Exons: 1
Coding region: 1-1056 (351 amino acids)
Biological process (GO): dGTP catabolic process
Cellular component (GO): nucleus
Molecular function (GO): dGTPase activity
Source: RefSeq, a predicted model, not a curated record